AUGGCUUCCAUUGGCGCGCAAUCAUAUAGCCUUGCUCUUCAGAAGUAUAUGCUUCUGACUGAGCAGCACCAAGAGUUGUGCGACCAUCUCGACCAAAUCCGCCCCGAGUUUAACUUCUCUCACACCUCAUCACCAUCUACUUCGCCCACCCGAUCAUCAUCCUCAUCAUUGUCGCUCCCGCCAUCACCGAAACGCCACUCCCGGAGUGGACGACACCACUCACGUUCGCACGCCCGUUGCAGCGGCUGGGAAGACCGCAAUGAACUCUCUACUAUCCCAGAUGAGGAGACAAUUUACGAGAUCUCAGCAGAAGAGCAGCGCCUUUCCGAAGUCAAUGAGAGCAUCAAGCGCACAUUGACAGAGCUCCUCAACUGCGGCAGCGUACGCGCCGACAGGGCAUUCAGAACUUGGGUGCAGACAAGGCUCAUGGAGACAGAAAAGGAGCUUCGCAGUGGACGAAGACGCAGAAGCUCAGGCAACGAGUAA
This is a messenger RNA of Fusarium sp. VM40, 486 nucleotides long. Lineage: Eukaryota; Fungi; Ascomycota; Sordariomycetes; Hypocreales; Nectriaceae. The record is from the annotation of a GenBank genome assembly.